AUGCUCGUAGGGAGCACGCUACUGCUGGGGAAAGAAGACGUGGACGAAGAAGUGGGGGAAGAAGAAGACUACUUUUCGGAUUCGGAAAUUGAGGUUGAAAAAUGUGACCCAGUAGCCGAUUGCAAAUGUUUUGUUAGCAGCGAAGCCUUGGGGUGCCACAUUUUUGAAACACUUCAAGAAGGCACCAGGUUCUUGGCCAUCAGGAGUGGCCGCAAGGGAGUCAAGUUCGGGCCCAAUGGGUUGGAAUUGACAAUUCAAAAACGACUUGAGAACCCGGCGUUGGCCUCGAGUGCCUAUAUAAUGUACGGCAAAGUUGAAGCUGAAAUCAAAGGCUCUUACGGCAGUGGAAUCAUUAGUUCGUUUUAUUUGCAAAGCGAUGUUCUAGACGAGAUCGAUGUGGCCGAAGUGUUUGGGAGCGAUCCCUACCAGUACCAAACUAAUUUUUUCAUCAAGGGCAACGUUUCCAAGCAUGAGCGAGGCAAAUACCACCAGGUGCAAAAGAGCCCCUUGAGUCAAUACCACAAAUAUGGAUGUGAGUGGACGCCCGAGAAGGUCACUUGGUUUGUCAAUGAUGAGAAAGUGCGCGAAAUUGGCUGCAAAAACAAAUUUGGAAUACCAAAUACGCCCAUGGCGGUCAAGUUUAGUUUGUGGGCAGGCGAAGAUACUCACGAUGAAGGCACCAUUGCUUGGAGUGGCGGCAACACAAACUAUCGCGAAGCCCCUUUCACCAUGGCGGUCAAAAACUUGAAGAUUCUUGAUUACUCGACUGGCCAGGCUUACUCCUACGGGUGGUUGCCAGAUGGUAGCUGGGCAGACGUAACUUCAGCAGGUGGACUGAUUUACCAUCAAGAUCAAAGGGAAAAAUGGGCUCCUAAAAGGCCGUCAGCGACGUCGAAAAAGCCAAUGCCAACUCUGGAAACUAGCCCGAAAUUACCACCACCACCGUCAUUACCUUUUGUCAAAGAAGAAGUUGUUGUUGGAUUCAAAGAGGAGGAGAAACAAACAAUUGAUUUACAUUGCCCCACGCUCGUGGACCCUUUAAUCACCGAGGCAAUGAAUUUGACCAUCAACCCCGCCAACCCCACGCUUCAUCACGACCAACAACACCCAUUCGAUCUCCAGACCCCCACCAUCACAACGGUUGCAAAUGAAAAAUUGGUACCCAAGGAACCGUUGAACCGUGAUCCAACUGUUGCAGCAUCGCGAUUGGUGCCGCGAUUCAGGACCACCGUUACCGAACCACUUUAUGAAUGGCCCGCGAGGGGUCUGGAAACCGCAAUUACCGAUACCGAAGACGGUGACGGAAAUGGAGAUGGUGACCCUAGUGACACGCACACCACUACUAAUCAGCCCUAUUUUGAGACUUUGUACACUUCACACUAUUAUACGUCGACCGAGCGACAUUUUGCAACCACCACCACCCGCCGCGGGGUCAGAGCCAGGCCCUCGAGCGGUAGGACAAAAAAUGGCUUUGUGCAAUUCCCCGAGGACGAAGAAUACGACGACUCCGAUUAUUAUUAUGAUGAUGCUGACGAAGAAGAAGACGAUGACGAUAUUGACGACCACCUUGACAGAGUGAAUAACGGUACAGGUAGAGACUAUGGAGGACGAAAAGGAGUCGGGAACGUGAAAGAAAUUCGAAGAGGAAGCCAGAGAUCAACACGAAAGGGAUCUACUUCUUCUUGGAGAAAGCAGAAAUCCGGGGUUCCCAAAUUGAUUUCACUCUCGCUAUUAUCUGUUCUACUUUGCGAACUGGUGAUCAUCAUUACGUCGUUCUAG
Lodderomyces beijingensis is the source of this 1779-nucleotide messenger RNA. The record is from the annotation of a GenBank genome assembly. Lineage: Eukaryota; Fungi; Ascomycota; Pichiomycetes; Serinales; Debaryomycetaceae.